Messenger RNA from Octodon degus (degu), 1813 nucleotides. RefSeq names its product solute carrier family 41 member 2 (gene Slc41a2). Gene Ontology annotation, molecular function: monoatomic cation transmembrane transporter activity. Gene Ontology annotation, cellular component: plasma membrane. NCBI's taxonomy places the organism in Eukaryota, Metazoa, Chordata, Mammalia, Rodentia, Octodontidae. The record is from RefSeq and is a predicted model, not a curated record. Gene Ontology annotation, biological process: monoatomic cation transport. The transcript has 11 exons. Bases 227 to 1813 code for a protein of 528 amino acids.
CAAUAAAACCAGGGAUGUAAUAGUAGAUUAAGAAAUGGAGCAUAAGGUUGGAGCUUCAUAUGCAGCUAGCCAAUCUCUCUGUGAAACUUCUGAAGAUCUUUAUGAGAGGAAACACUUUUAUACAAUGAAGUCAACAAUUUAAACGAGUGUUUUUGUGGUUGUGCGGCAUCCGCGUGCUCCACGAAGCUUGAGAUCUAAAGAAUACAGGGACCUGUGGGAUGACAAUAUGACUAAUAGCAAAGGAAGGGCUACUAGUAGUAAAGCAAGUGAUGCCUCAAGCAGUGGAGGAGGUUUUGUAGAUUGGACUUUACGUUUAAAUACAAUUCAGUCUGAUAAAUUUUUAAAUUUACUGUUGAGUAUGGUUCCAGUGAUUUACCAGAAAAACCAGGAAGACAGGCAUAAGAAAGCAAGUGGCAUUUGGCAAGAUGGGCUCUCAGGUGCAGCACAGACUUUCAGUGACAGAUCGGAGCAGCGCCUGGCCUACCACAGUUUCUCCGAGUCUGCUUUUCAUGGCAGCAAUGGGCACGCGCCCUCGAGCUGCAGCCCCAAGUACGAUGACUACACCAGCUACAGCUACCAUGAUGCCCGGGAGAGCUCAGAAACCACUGCCAUGUUGCAAGAUGAAGGUCUGUCUAGUGAGGCCGAUGAGGAUGUGAUUGUGGAAGUGACCCCCAAGCUACCAAAGGAGUCCAGUGGCAUCAUGGCGUUGCAAAUCCUUGUGCCGUUUUUGCUAGCUGGAUUUGGAACAGUUUCAGCUGGCAUGGUUUUGGACAUAGUACAGCACUGGGAAGUGUUCAAAAAUGUGACCGAAGUUUUCAUCUUAGUUCCUGCACUUCUUGGCCUCAAAGGCAACUUGGAAAUGACGUUGGCGUCCAGGUUAUCCACGGCGGUCAACGUGGGGAAGAUGGACUCGCCCAUCGAGAAGUGGAACCUCAUCAUCGGCAACUUGGCCUUGAAGCAGGUUCAGGCGACAGUAGUUGGUUUUCUAGCAGCUGUGGCAGCAGUUAUAUUGGGCUGGAUUCCAGAAGGAAAGUAUUACCUCAAUCAUUCCAUACUUCUGUGCUCCAGCAGCGUGGCGACGGCCUUCAUUGCGUCUCUUCUGCAGGGAAUAAUAAUGGUUGGUGUUAUUGUUGGUUCAAAGAAGACCGGCAUAAAUCCUGAUAAUGUUGCUACACCCAUUGCCGCCAGCUUUGGUGACCUUAUAACUCUCGCCAUCUUAGCUUGGAUAAGUCAGGGUUUGUACUCCUGUCUGGAGACCUAUUACUACAUUUCUCCAUUAGUUGGAGUCUUUUUCUUGGCUCUCACUCCUAUCUGGAUUAUCAUAGCAGCCAAGCAUCCAGCUACAAGGACAGUGCUGUACUCAGGCUGGGAACCUGUCAUAACAGCUAUGGUCAUAAGCAGCAUCGGGGGCCUUAUUUUGGACACGACCGUAUCUGACCCCAACUUGGUUGGGAUUGUUGUUUACACACCAGUUAUUAAUGGCAUCGGUGGUAAUUUGGUGGCCAUUCAGGCGAGCAGGAUUUCUACCUACCUCCACUUGCACAGCACCCCAGGAGAGCUGCCUGAGGACCCCAAAGGUUGUUAUUACCCAUUCAAGACUUUCUUUGGUCCAGGGGUAAAUAAUAAAUCUGCCCAGGUUCUCCUGCUUUUGGUGAUUCCUGGACAUCUGAUUUUCCUCUACACCAUUCACCUGAUGAAGAGCGGCCACACUUCGCUCACAGUGAUCUUUGUUGUCGUGUUCUUGUUUGCUGCUGUGCUACAGUCCUGCCUGCUGCAGCUCGCAGAACAGCAGAAGGAUCUGGAGGAGUCCUGA